Messenger RNA from Aplysia californica (California sea hare), 810 nucleotides. RefSeq names its product neutral protease. The transcript has 4 exons. Gene Ontology annotation, molecular function: metalloendopeptidase activity. The record is from RefSeq and is a predicted model, not a curated record. NCBI's taxonomy places the organism in Eukaryota, Metazoa, Mollusca, Gastropoda, Aplysiida, Aplysiidae. Bases 1 to 810 code for a protein of 269 amino acids.
AUGGACAGACUCAAGAAGCUGUUUCUGUUCUGCCUUGUAGCUAUGUCCACAAGUUAUGUGACAGUGUGGUCAGCGAGACGAGAGAAUCCCGCCAACAUGGCCAAGUCCCAGGGCUUCCUUCAGAAGUUGGACACUGCCCAGGCUUCUGUUCUGUCGUCUCUUGGCAUGCCCGCUUCUGCAGGGGUUGAGGUUCUCCGCUACUUCGACGACCCAACAAAAGACGGCUACUCUAUCAAACACGUCGACCAGUACAGAACCAACAUGAACGUACACGCAAGUAGCGGAGUCUACAAUCAUGUGUUCUGGUGGAUAGGCCAGGAAAUAGGCGUGAAAGCAGCCUUCGAGUGUUUCCUCAUCGCUCUCCGCGUGUACUGGAGAGAGAGGAGUGACUUUGAGGACGGUGCCUGCGGUGUGUUGAGGGGAACUUACGAUGCUGGCUUUGAUAUGGUCCUGGUGCAGGACUCCUUCUCUAAAGUCGGGAUCAAUGGAGACGACUGCUUGGAUCUUGGAAGUCUUGUCACAGCUGCACUCCAAGAUGGCGUCUUGAAGACCGGCCUCAAGGUCUCCAAGAUCCGACACCCUCUGUUCAAGGUCGUGGUGCCUUCAGGGAAGACUUCGCUCACGGCAGAGGUCACGGGGGCGGGGCACCAGGUGACGAUCAGCGAAUCCCACGACAGGAGUGCGACCCCGAGGUCAUCGGGUCAAGGGUCAACCCAAGCAGCGGUGAACGCAGGAGAGACUUUGUACAUCCGGGUUUUCUCGGAUUCUGAGUCUGACGAAGCGGGAGAAGUUAAGGUGACAUAUUCUUGA